CGCGGCUAAUUGGAGACUAAACAUCGCAGCGAUGGAACACUAAAAGGAUACAGUGCGCGAAAGGAUUACGGCAAAGGUUUGCUCCUUAAAGGAGCCCAAAAGUGCAACUGGUUCGAAGUCGAGUGUGAAAUGUGAAUUAAUUGGAGUGUCCUGACACCAAAAAUUGGGCGAAAUGGGUAGCAACACGGAGUCGGAUGCCGAAAAGGCAUUGGGCUCGCGCCUGGACUACGAUCUGAUGAUGGCCGAGGAGUACGUACUCAGUGAUGUGGAGAAGAAUUUUAUAUUGGCCUGCGAGCGGGGCGACCUACCGGGUGUCAAGAAGCUUCUCGAGGAAUAUAUGGGCACGGACAAGUUCAACAUCAACUGUACGGAUCCCAUGAACCGCUCAGCCCUGAUCUCGGCCAUCGAGAACGAGAACUUCGACCUGAUGGUCCUGCUGCUGGAGAACAACAUCGAGGUGGGCGACGCCCUGCUCCAUGCCAUUUCCGAGGAGUAUGUCGAGGCCGUGGAGGAGCUGCUGCAGUGGGAGGAGACCAACCACAAGGAGGGACAGCCCUAUAGCUGGGAGGCGGUGGACCGCUCCAAGUCCACCUUCACCGUGGACAUCACGCCCCUUAUCCUGGCCGCCCACCGCAAUAACUAUGAGAUACUCAAAAUACUCCUGGAUCGCGGUGCCACGCUGCCCAUGCCGCACGACGUCAAGUGCGGCUGCGAUGAGUGUGUGACCUCGCAGACGUCGGACUCCCUGCGCCACUCGCAGUCGAGGAUCAACGCGUACCGGGCGCUGUCGGCCAGUUCGCUGAUUGCGCUCAGUUCCAGGGACCCUGUACUGACCGCCUUCCAACUGUCCUGGGAACUCAAGCGGCUGCAGGCGAUGGAAUCGGAGUUUCGUGCCGAAUACACGGAGAUGCGUCAGAAUGUGCAGGACUUCGGCACCUCGCUCCUGGACCACGCACGCACAUCCAUGGAGCUGGAGGUGAUGCUCAACUACAACCACGAGCCGUCCCACGACAUCUGGUGCCUCGGCCAGCGGCAGACCCUAGAGCGAUUGAAGCUGGCCAUACGAUAUAAGCAAAAGACGUUUGUGGCGCAUCCGAAUGUCCAGCAGUUAUUGGCCGCCAUUUGGUAUGAUGGACUGCCUGGAUUCCGGCGCAAACAGGCCUCCCAGCAGCUGUUGGAUGUGGUGAAGCUGGGCUGCAGCUUUCCCAUCUACAGCUUGAAGUACAUCCUGGCUCCGGACUCCGAGGGAGCCAAGUUCAUGCGCAAGCCCUUUGUCAAGUUCAUCACACACUCCUGCUCCUACAUGUUCUUUUUGAUGCUUUUGGGUGCCGCCUCUUUGAGGGUGGUGCAAAUCACCUUCGAACUCCUCGCUUUUCCCUGGAUGCUGACCAUGCUGGAGGAUUGGCGCAAACACGAACGAGGCUCCCUACCAGGUCCCAUUGAACUGGCCAUCAUAACCUACAUUAUGGCUCUGAUAUUUGAGGAACUUAAGUGCCUGUAUUCGGAUGGCUUGUUUGAGUAUAUCAUGGAUCUGUGGAACAUAGUCGACUACAUAUCCAAUAUGUUCUACGUGACGUGGAUUCUUUGUAGAGCCACCGCUUGGGUAAUAGUUCAUCGCGAUCUUUGGUUCCGUGGCAUAGAUCCCUACUUCCCACGUGAGCACUGGCAUCCCUUUGAUCCCAUGCUUUUAUCGGAGGGUGCCUUUGCUGCCGGAAUGGUCUUCUCGUAUCUGAAACUUGUCCACAUCUUUUCGAUCAAUCCCCAUUUGGGACCGCUGCAAGUUUCACUGGGGCGCAUGAUAAUCGACAUUAUAAAGUUCUUCUUUAUCUACACACUUGUGUUGUUCGCCUUUGGCUGUGGUCUAAAUCAAUUGCUGUGGUACUAUGCUGAACUGGAGAAGAACAAGUGCUAUCAUCUGCAUCCGGAUGUGGCUGAUUUUGAUGACCAGGAGAAGGCUUGUACCAUUUGGCGAAGAUUUUCCAACUUAUUUGAGACAUCGCAAUCCCUUUUCUGGGCUUCCUUUGGCCUGGUGGAUCUGGUCUCAUUCGAUCUGGCCGGAAUCAAGAGUUUCACCCGAUUCUGGGCCCUCCUGAUGUUCGGCUCCUAUUCGGUGAUCAAUAUCAUUGUGCUCCUCAACAUGCUCAUUGCCAUGAUGUCCAACUCGUACCAAAUUAUCUCGGAACGGGCAGAUACCGAGUGGAAGUUCGCCCGCUCCCAGCUUUGGAUGAGCUACUUCGAGGACGGUGGCACCAUUCCACCGCCAUUCAACCUCUGUCCCAACAUGAAGAUGUUGCGAAAAACUCUGGGGCGAAAGCGGCCAUCGCGAACCAAGAGCUUUAUGCGCAAGUCCAUGGAGCGGGCACAGACCCUGCAUGACAAAGUGAUGAAGCUGCUGGUCAGGCGGUACAUUACGGCGGAGCAGAGGCGGCGGGACGAUUACGGUAUUACCGAGGAUGAUAUCAUCGAGGUGCGCCAGGACAUCAGCUCCUUGCGUUUCGAGCUGCUGGAGAUUUUCACGAACAACAGUUGGGAGGUACCCGACAUUGAGAAGAAAUCCCAGGGAGUGGCCCGAACCACCAAGGGAAAGGUAAUGGAACGCCGCAUCCUCAAGGACUUCCAGAUUGGCUUUGUGGAGAAUCUGAAGCAGGAAAUGAACGAAAGUGAGAGUGGACGGGACAUCUUCUCGUCGCUGGCCAAGGUCAUCGGCAGAAAGAAGACCCAGAAGGGAGACAAGGACUGGAAUGCCAUUGCAAGAAAGAAUACCUUUGCCUCUGAUCCUAUUGGCUCUAAGCGAUCAUCCAUGCAGCGCCAUAGCCAGCGUAGUUUGAGGAGAAAGAUCAUUGAGACGGCCAAUGAGGGUCUGCAGAUGGACCAGACCCAGUUGAUUGAAUUUAAUCCCAACUUGGGUGAGGUGACCAGGGCAACGAGAGUGGCCUAUGUCAAGUUCAUGCGAAAGAAGAUGGCUGCUGAUGAGGUUUCCUUGGCCGACGACAAUGGCGAUCCAAAUGGCGAGGCGGAGAAGAAACCUCUGGAUGCCUCUGGGUCCAAAAAACUCAUGACCAGUGGCACAGGUGGAGGAGGAGGAGGGUCUUCUAUGAUGGCUGCAGCUGCAUUGCGAGCUUCCGUCAAGAAUGUGGAUGAAAAAUCUGAUAACAAGGAUGGCAAAGCCGGUACAGUGAAGAAAGCUGGUGAUGACAAGGAUAAGGAUAAACAGCAGCCGCCCAAAGACUCCAAGCCGCCACCAGGAGGUCCAAAGCCCGGGGAUCAGAAACCAGCUCCAGGAGCUGGGGCUCCCAAGCCCCAAUCGGCAAACAAGCCCGGUGACCAACAAAAGAAGGAUGCUCCGGCACCGCCAACCAAGCCAGCAGACACCAAGCCAAUAGCUCCGAAGUCCGGAGAACCGGCAAAGCCCGAGGCAGCGGUCAAGAAAGAGGAGUCUUCCAAGAGCGAGUCCAGCAAGCCGGCAGCUGGAGCUGGAGCUGCCAAAAGUGCAGCUCCCUCAGCGCCAGCGGAUGCCAAGCCGGAUGCCAAAUUAAAGACGGGAGCAGCUACAGCUCCGGAGGGCACCAAAGCCACCAACGGAGCCGCCAAGCCGGACGACAAGAAGAGCGGCCAGGAGCAGCCCCAAAAACCAGGAGACUCCAAGUCUGGAGAAGAUGCCAAGAAAACCGAAGAUGCCAAGGAUAAGGAUAAGAAACCAGGCGAUGACAAGGAUAAGAAACCAGGUGAUGAUAAGGACAAGAAGCCUGGCGACGACAAAGACAAGAAGCCGGGUGACGACAAGGACAAGAAACCAACCGAUGACAAGGAUAAGAAGGCGACCGAUGAGAAGGACAAGAAACCAGCAGCCGACGACAAGGACAAGAAGCCAGGAGCAGCUCCUCUGAAACCGGCGAUCAAGGUGGGUCAAAGCAGUGCAGCAGCCGGCGGAGAACGAGGAAAAUCCACUGUCACUGGUCGCAUGAUCUCCGGCUGGCUGUAAGCCAUCGCCGGAAUGCAGUUUCGACCGAUUCAAUAGCAGCUAUAGAUAUUUAAGGCCUUUUGUUUGUGUGAACAAUAAACGAGUCUCAAAAACAA
Drosophila elegans is the source of this 4077-nucleotide messenger RNA. It is a transcript of the gene trp, whose product is annotated as transient receptor potential protein. Gene Ontology annotation, molecular function: protein binding; store-operated calcium channel activity; inositol 1,4,5 trisphosphate binding. The coding region runs from base 173 to 3982 and encodes 1269 amino acids. The record is from RefSeq and is a predicted model, not a curated record. Gene Ontology annotation, biological process: calcium ion transmembrane transport; manganese ion transport; regulation of cytosolic calcium ion concentration. Lineage: Eukaryota; Metazoa; Arthropoda; Insecta; Diptera; Drosophilidae. Gene Ontology annotation, cellular component: membrane; cation channel complex. The transcript is spliced from 14 exons.